Messenger RNA from Nylanderia fulva, 3319 nucleotides. RefSeq lists its product as uncharacterized. The record is from RefSeq and is a predicted model, not a curated record. Lineage: Eukaryota; Metazoa; Arthropoda; Insecta; Hymenoptera; Formicidae.
CCAAGUUUGACAACCUGGCGCAUGCGCGUCUAGAUACUUGUACAUAUAUAUCAUGAUAUGUGUGACUUGCAAAGCUUCAGUUCGGCAUUUCGGCAGUCUGCUAUCACGAUAUGCGCACAACGUCGUGACAGAAUGCGCGUCAUGUACGUCAUCGAGUAUGUCGAAAAUUUGCGCGGGAAAAACUUGUAGAUAUCUCUGCGUAUUUCUUGGAAGAUCACCGGCGGCGAUGAGCUUCGCAUCGAGGCUAGACGAUGAGUAUCGCGCGAACGGGAACAUAAUUUCAUGUAUCAUUGGCAACGAGAGCUGCCGCUGCCUCCGGCCGAGAGGAAAGGAUGGAAUUACGACUUCUUAUCACAAAGCCACGCGCGAAAAGUCGUGGAUUGCUCAUCUGCUGCAUCGUAAUGGUACUCGCUUCACGAACGAGAGGAAACGGAAUAAAAUUAUCAUGUCCAACAAGGAAAAAAAAGAUUUCCAUUCCUGCUCUGCUUUCUUUUGCAAGAAAAUGACGCUUUUAUUCUUAGAGAAAGAGACGGCAAUUCUUGCUACAAAAAAGCGAAUGAUAGCCUUCGUGGAUCAUUUGCAUAUCUAGGAUCCAAAGACUCAUCUCCCACGCGUGGAUUCCUGCUCGUCUCUUGCGAGCCUCCUUUUCCGGAAAUACCGGCCGACCGAUCGACCUUGGAUGGAUCAGAACAGGAAUGCUUUCAGAAUCAUCAUGAUCAGAUUCGCGAUUUUCGUCCUUGCGAUUAAUCUUGCGAGUGGCCAGCUUAACUACGAGGGAAACCCGUUCACGGAAUACACCGAGUACAUUGCUCAAGAGAGCAAUCUUUCUGAAAAAUCUGCCAGGAAGAAUGACGCCCCUUUCAAUUUCUCGAACUCCGGAUCAACGCAUUCUCAGAAGCUGUAUCCGAUCAUAGAGUCCGAAAGCGACAAACAUCUACAGCAAGUGUCGGAACCCGAGAAUGGCCUUUUUACGGAUAAAUUGCAAAAACAAGCUUCGUUCUCGAUCCAGGUCGUCCGACCGAACGUUACAGAUAUGCAUUCAGCUCGACACUUCCAAGUCUCUUCGGACCAGAACACGGCGGAGUUCGCGCUGAACACGUUCCUGAACUCCAAGACACCUGAAGAGUCCCGCUUAUCUCUGGAUCACUAUAUCCGCAGCCAAAACUCACCAACAUCUAACCAACACUCGCCGAACGCUCAAUACCGAUCCUCCAACGUACUCAUCCAUCAGGAUAAAAAGGCGAUUGUCGAACCAACGCUCGACGUUCAGCGGCCAUUAAUCUCGCAAGUCGAGCAACAGCAGCAACAGUUAGUAGCUCCUCAGGUAAAUCAGCAGCUGACAUCGCAAGUGAAUCAGGGUCAGCUGGUGCCGCAGCUGGUGCCCCAGGGCCAGCUGUUACCGCCCACCGGACAGGCUUAUGACUACGUGGGGCAACCACCUCCGAUUCAGCCCGUGAUCAGGGCACCUGCGGGAGUCAUCCUGGGACAGGGGAUGUUGCAGCCGGUACCGCUCAUGUCCGGCUUUCAGAGGAGCGACAUGAUAACGCCAGCGAUGUGGCGAGAAAGGAUGAGAAGAAUUCGCGGACAGCCGUUCCCGUUUGCGCAACCUAGGUUGACACCAGGAGUGUACAAAGGAGCGAUUGCAGUUCCCUUCAAGUCCAAGGCUCCGAUCGAGGUGAUUUAUACGAAGCCACCGGGUUUCCAUCGAGGACCGCCCAUCAUCAGCAAUCCGCCGAUUCCCUACGAGGAUGCGAGCGCCUGGUUCCCGGAAGCCGAUCAUCCGCCAUCUCAGAAGGAUGUCUAUUAUUCGCAGCUAUACGCGCAGUCCUACGAUCCUCAUUAUUACAAUUACAUCGCCACGACCGGGAAGAUACGGCCGCAUCUCUACGGGAAGCUGGGCAAGAACGAGGAGGAAAAGGACACCGGCAUCUGGUCGGAGCUGUACCGCGGCUUCACGAAGCACGGCCUGAAGAACAUCAUGACGCCGACUUUUCUGCUAGGUAUGACGCUACCGGUGGUGACCCUGAUGCUCUCCGCCCUCGUGCAAAAACGAUCCAUCGCGCGAUCGGACGGGGCACGAGAGCUGGAUCAGGAUGUUCUACGAGAGUAUCUCGAGAGGCUGCAGAGAGCGAUGGAGUGUUACGCCGAUAGGAACUCUCAAGGCGCGAAACUAGACGCAUGUUAGAAUUAAAAGUGAAUUCUUAUGCUGGACGAGCCGUUGAAUGGAAUGAUGGCGCGACUUAAAUGAGGCAAAGUAAUCCGGUCUUAAUGCCAAUGUUGGUAUUAAUUAUUCAGGCCAUAAAAACGCAUUGUAAAUCUGAAAAAUUAAUGUGUCAUAGCGAAUGUAAUAUUCUCUGAUUACUCUUUUAUUAUCGAAUAAGAUUGAUUUAUUAUCGACAUUGAUGCUAGGACCGGGAUAUUUUACCGCGUAAUACUUAAAGUACUAUUUCAUUCGACGGCUUAAAUGUGGCUGUUUGAUUCUGAGAUUUAUUUAUGAAAAUUACGCCUCUUAAUUUAAUGAAGUAAAAAUUGAAUAGCCACAUUUUACAAUAAAUAUAUGGUGAGAGUAUGGAUUUUAUUGAUGCUUAAAUCGUGAUAAAGAACACUAAUAUUGCGCGCGCUGUGUAGAAGUAAACGUGUAAAAUGCUUUUAAGCGGCCAUGCUGACUAACAGGUGUGAUAGUUACGACCUAUCAUUUUUUCGAUAUGUCACACCUAGAUAUUUUCUUAAGAAACAGGUCAUGAGAGAUCGCUGUUCAAUUUUUAAUAUCAUGAAUCUUUAGAAGUUGCGAGGAAACUUUGAUUUAUGUAUUAAAGGCAUUUUGAAACGACAUGAAUUUAUAAAUGACAUAAGAUGCCUUAUUCGCAAGAUAAGGGAUUGAUAAGUUAAUUAUUGCCGUACAAAGUACGUAAUAUAUAUAAACAUGCAUUUAUGAAUCAAUAAUUUCAUAACCGAAGAGAAAGGAUUCAUAUAUUAUAAGCAAAUUUAAUUUCGAAUGGAACGAUCGCUUCCGGCAAUUAAUGCAAAAAGCAGAUUGCUAUUUUUCGCACGAAUUACACUCUCGCGAUACUUUUAAUGAUACGCACGCGAUCUGCAAUGUAUUAUUAGUAUUGCGCAAGAGACCAGCGUCUCUCUCAUGUCUGUUGCAAGUCAUCACUAAAAAGAAAGAAAAAUCUGCCGAAACGAUUUUUCAAUCCCCCUUUUCGGUUUAAAUUUAGAAGAAUACAAUAACGUAAGGCGAGUCACGCAGACUUGCCGAUGUGCAUCGACUAUAUCUCGUGUAUAUAUAAUAUAAAAAUACAUAACACACAUAUAUAUA